CAGCAACUGGGUCAAACACAAGCAGCACAAACACUAAUACAGUGUGUGACACCAAAACAGCCCCAAAAACAUCAGGCUGAGAGACGAGAAGGGAAGAAACUAACCAGCAUGGAUACAACAUCUUCAUUCAUCAAGUCUGUAACCAAGCGAGUGUGGUCCCCGACACAGAGACCUUUCAGAGUGUGCUGUCACAACAGGAACACCAGGAAAGGCGUCACGGCCGGGACGCUGGAGGAGCUGAAGGAGAGGGUAUGCCAGGCGUUGCUGCUCUCGCUGUCUGCUGUGUCUCUGUCUCUGGUUUGUGAGGAUGACGGUACAGAAGUCGACUCUGAUGAGUUCCUCAUGACCCUACCCGACAACGUCAUGCUCAUGGCCCUGGAGCCUGGACAGACGUGGAGAUCACAACAGGGUGCAGUUGUGCCCAAAGCUCAAGACCACAACAAAUCACGUACUGGGAGAGACAUAGCCCGCGUCACCUUUGACCUUUACAGGAUGAGCCCCAAAGAUGUGUUUGGCUCAUUGAAUGUGCAGGCCACAUUUCAAGGCCUGUACUCAGUGAGCGCUGACUUUCAGUGUCUUGGGCCCAAGAAAGUUCUCAGAGAAGUGCUGCGUGUGGCCUCCACCCUUCUUCAGGCUGCUGGACACCUGCUUCUCACGUCUGCCACCAUGAUCCGCCGCAUCAUCGAAGGCGCAGAGCUCUGGCAGCCGCAGAGGGCGGAGUACGCAGCCAGAUGGAACUGAGAUGGACCCGUUUACAUGCAACCUAAAGUAAUGAGGUCUUUUGUGUGACUGCUGGACCUGUUUGAGAGCCUCUCAAUUUACUCUAACCCUUCAGUACCUACAGUAUUGGAAAAUUAUGUUUUACCUCCUUAAGAAGAGGAAAAAGAAAGCACCUUGUUAAGAGAAACAUCUGCUGAGGUAGCAUCUGUAAAUAUUAACUGUGAUUGUAUGAA
Molecule: messenger RNA, 953 nt
Organism: Maylandia zebra (zebra mbuna)
Lineage: Eukaryota; Metazoa; Chordata; Actinopteri; Cichliformes; Cichlidae
Gene: cideb
Product: cell death inducing DFFA like effector b
Biological process (GO): apoptotic process; regulation of apoptotic process
Source: RefSeq, a predicted model, not a curated record